CCCUGUCUCCACCAUGGCCCAUGCACAAAAAAGAAAAGUAUUGCAGCAAAGAAGAAAGGGUCAGCAUUCAGCAAUAGCGUGCUGCACCUUUUAAUUCCCCGGCGGCAAUCCGUUGUUUUCCUAGCAAUUCUUCCAGGGAAUAGAAAAACAGAGAUCAGAUUAACAAACACGAUGACAGUAUCUAUAUAAGCCUAAGCCUCCUCCUCGCACAUCAUCUCCCUGUUAAUCGCUGCUGCUGAUUAGUCGCCUUCCCUGCUCGCCAAGUUGCCAACUCGCCAUUGCCAAGAAGCGGAGCAGCAGCAGCAGCAGCUGGGCGCCAUGAGCCGGGGCGGCGGCGUGGGCAAGCACCUCCAGCACGUGCGCUGGCUGUGGCGGGCGCCGCGGCGGGCGCUGAGCGCGGCGCGGGACCUGUACGUGCGCAGCCUCACGGGGUGCGCCGGCCACCUCCCGGGGGACGCCGCCUUCGGCUACCCGUCCUUCGCCGGGGCGCCGGCGGGGUCCCGCGUCGACAGCUUCGCGUCGUCCCGCCGCUCCUCGGGCGCCGGGGACGAGGACCUGCGGGAGCUCAUCCGCGCCGCGUCGCAGCGGAGGGCGGCCGAGGCCGCCGCCGCCGCGCACCCGGCGGCCGUCCCGCGGAGCCAGAGCGCGGCGGCCAUGGCGCGGAUCGACGAGGACGGGCCGUGCGACUUCGCCGGGCCCCUCGUGUUCCCCAGGAGCCGCAGCUGCGCCGUCGGGGCCGCGCCGAGGGGCAGGGGCAGGGUGGCCGCGCUCGCCGCCUGACGGUUCUUGCUCGACGGCGACUGCUCUGCAAGGAAGGAGGUCCUCGUGUCAGCGCUGUUCAUAGUGUACUCGAUUCUUUCCUCUCUUUUUUUCCUUGAAGAUUUUUUCGGAGGCUGCUGAAAUCUGCAAACUGCAGCUGCGUUCUGUAAAUUUGUCCUGGAAUAGUUUCUGGACCUCUCCUGUGUUACCGUUGUGUUUGCGUAAUGCAAGUGUAAACACGGCAUGAUGAAAGUUUCACUUUUGCUGGCUUAAAUGGACUGAAUUUCUUUUCGA
Panicum virgatum (switchgrass) is the source of this 1053-nucleotide messenger RNA. RefSeq lists its product as uncharacterized. The record is from RefSeq and is a predicted model, not a curated record. The transcript is spliced from 2 exons. Bases 319 to 780 code for a protein of 153 amino acids. Lineage: Eukaryota; Viridiplantae; Streptophyta; Magnoliopsida; Poales; Poaceae.